AUGGUGCUCGGCGGUGGCGGCGAGCCUUGCUCCUUGUGCAAGCAGACGGUCUACCCGGCGGAGCUCAUGACGACGGGACUCGGCCGCUUCCACUUCUCGUGCUUCAGGUGCACCAAAUGCGCCCGCCAGCUCCAGCAGAGCACGUAUUGCCAAGAUGCCAAGACUGGACGUCUGUACUGCAAGCCACACUACUCGCAGCUCGCAGUCGCCGCCGGAAUCCAGGCGGUGGCGGAUGGCGGUGUGGACGCUUCUGCUGGAGUGCUCGUGCACCGAAAGACCAAGACGGCCGAGGAGAUGGAGGUCGAGCUGGCGCUCGACGAGGGUGCCUUGGUUUGGGUUGAGCUUGGGAUGGUGCCCGACGCGGUUUCGCUGCUCGGCGCAGACCUCGCCGAUCCCUUCGUCGCAUGCACGGUCGUCGGCCGGUCGGGCGAGGUCUUCACCGUGUCGUCUGGAGGCGGCGAGGCGGAAGUGCCGCGCCCCUGCGUGUGGCUGCGCGACCGCUCCUCGAGCGCAAACAAUCUGCGCCUGCAGCACCUGAACGAGGCGAACCUCUUGGGGAAUGUCCAGCGGAGGUUCGAGGCGCGGCACAUCUACACGCAGACUGGAGCGCUCGAGCUCCUCGCUCUCAACCCUUACGCGCCGCUCUGCUCCUAUGACGAGGAUCAGAUGGAGCGCUACCGCCGCGCGAGAGGAGCGCCGGUCGAGAGUGCGCCGGACGAGGCGCAGCAGUCCGAGGAGCCGCACAUCUUUGGGGUCGCCGAGGAGAUCUGGCGCGCGGUCAGCGAGGCCGAGGCCGAGGGAGCGUCGGCCGGCACGGAGAGCCGCAGCGUCGUUGUGAGCGGCGAGUCCGGCUCGGGCAAGACGGAGAGCAACCGGCAGCUCCUCUCGUACUUUCGUUGGCGCUCGACGGGGGGCGGCGACGGCGCGGCCGCCAUCUCCCGCGUGCUCGCCCUGUCGGACGUCCUGCUCGAGAGCUUUGGCAACGCCUCGACGGUGAACAACCACAAUUCGUCCCGGUUCGGCAAGUACCUCGCCGUCGAUGUCGCGAGCAACGCGCUCGCCGGAGGCUCCUUCUCGACGUACCUUCUCGAGACCACGCGCCUCGUUAGGCGAGCCACCGGCGAGCGCAACUUUCACGGGCUCUACAUGCUCUGCGCCGGCGCUGCCAAGCACAAGCGAGCCGCGCUGCGGCUGCGGGCGGCAAAGGAGCACUUCUACACUCUGGUGAGCAGCAGCGACAAGCAGCGCGAGGCGGCGGCGCCUCCGGACGCUCCGACGCGAAUCGAGCGCCGUUUCGACGCGCUCGAGGACGCGCUCUCGCAACUCCGAGGCGUGAGGGCCGUCUCUGUCUGGCGAGCACUCUACGCGGGGCUCUUCUCACGGCUCGUCGCAGAGCUCAACGCGCUCCUCCGACCCGACGGGCCUGCGAAUGGUGGGCAGUACAUCGGGCUCCUCGACAUCUUUGGGUUUGAGAGCUUGGAGACCAACUCGCUCGAGCAGCUGCUCAUCAACUAUGCGAACGAGGCGCUGCACCACCUCUUCCUCCGCCACGUCUUCCGCGGCUUCUCCGACGAGGCCCUCGCCUCUGUCCUCGGCGACGCCUCGCGCAUUGACAACCGUUGUUGCGUCGCGCUGAUCGACGCGCCUCCAAAGGGGCUGCUGCACAUCCUCGACCAUCAGUGCAGGGCGCCGCAGGGCUCGGAGACGGCCUUCUGCCUCUCCGCCACUCAAAAGCACGAGGAGGACCCCUUCUUCACAGUGCCAAAGCUCUCGAGGGACUGCUCGCACGACGCCUCGAGCGCCUUUAUUGUCCGCCACUUUGCGGCGGAUGUGCUGUACACGAGCGGCGGCUUCCUCGAGUCGAACAACGACACGCUGGUCGGCGGGUCGCACUGGCUCCGCGCGUCGACCGAGCCGCUCGUCACGGAGCUCUUCGAGGAGGACAAGGCGGUGGCAGGCACUUUCUCCUCGGUGGGCGGCCGCUUUGCCGCCAACCUCAAGGAGCUGAUGGCGCGCCUCCGCUCGACGCAGACCCACUUUGUCCGCUGCAUGAAGAGCAACGGUGGCGCGCUGCCCCACACCUUUGACGCGCCCUACGUCAGGCACGCGCUCCGCGACCGGCUGCCGAAGCUAGCCACGCCGCGCGGAAUAGGCCUGACGAGAGCAGGCUGCGCGCCCCUCGCGCCGCGCGGCCUACUGCAGAAGCGGCCUGCUGCGGCGCUCGCGAGUCGGCGCCGGCGCCGUCCCCGGCAAGGGAUACGCGCGGAGGCGUCGCUUGCUCGAGUCGCCAGCGAGACGAGCCGCGGAUCGAGCUGA
Messenger RNA from Emiliania huxleyi CCMP1516, 2316 nucleotides. RefSeq lists its product as hypothetical. Bases 1 to 2316 code for a protein of 771 amino acids. Gene Ontology annotation, biological process: vesicle transport along actin filament; actin filament organization. Gene Ontology annotation, molecular function: microfilament motor activity; ATP binding; actin filament binding. Gene Ontology annotation, cellular component: myosin complex; actin cytoskeleton; vesicle. The transcript has 3 exons. The record is from RefSeq and is a predicted model, not a curated record. Lineage: Eukaryota; Haptophyta; Isochrysidales; Noelaerhabdaceae.